UUACUAGUUGCUGCAUCAGCGUUUAGUCUGUCUUCAAAGUGUAUACAGUACAUUUAAAAUUUAAAAUGUCUGACUAUUUUUCAAACAGAUAUAGAUAUGCUCAGAACUACAUAACGGAUUUUGAACGGCAUAUUGAACAGAUGAGAGAUGAUCUGAAAUUCCAUAUUAAAGAGACAGGGACUAGGGAGCGUUACCAUGGUUUUAAUCAAAGCUAUCAUGAUUUGUUACGAUUUGAUAUGCUUUCAAGAGGCGGACAAGAAUUACCGGAAAGAAAGGAUAUUCAUCAUAUUGAUAGACUCGAGCAACUUUCCUCAAGCCUGGUACAAUUACUAUCAACUGCUAGACAUAAUGCUAAACAGAGGUACAACUCACAAGACACAGUUCAUAGUCCGGCAAACGACAGGUUUUGGACACAUAUGAAUUCACGCGAGUUCGAAAAUAGACAAGAAAAACACCAAGCAUUCGCAUUCAACCCUAAUCAUCGAGCUUGCGUAGAAGUUAAAAGGAGAGAAAGGCACAACAAAGUGGAGCGUAGAAGAAGGUCAAUAAUAAAUGAAAGAAUAACAGAGAUAAGAAACUUACUUCCAGAGGAUAUCAAUCGUGCCACGCUUGGUAGGAAAAGUGUUGUUUUAAAAGAAGCUAUUGACUACAUUAAACAGUUACAAAAGGUAAUUGCGAACGUACAUCAACUCGAAGAUAAGAUGGAAACAAUCUGUAGUGACGUCAAUACAAUAUCAGAGAAAUUAGAGAGACUAGAAAUGCAGACAGCAGGAACAGUACCAACGCACAACAAACAAAAUAUUAAAACUUCUGAAUCUUUUGAAAACUCCAACGUUUCUAGUGACACAGCAAUGACCUAUGAAUAUAUUGAUGGAGACGAGAAGUCAAUUCUAAGUUUGCCACAGCAUAUUUUUCAAGAAAAUACUACAUCGUCUUUUGAUUUGGAUGAUGUGUGGGAUGAUAUACGAACAUCACUCUCCGUUGACACAUCUAUAUCACUUCAAAGCAGUCUUGGGUUGGAAUUUGACGAGCAAAGUUACAUUUUAUCAGAUACUGACAUUGCAUCAGACGUUGGCAUGGUAACAUAAUAUAACCAAGCCUUCUUCACGAUUCUAACACAGAAAAAAUAAUCCAAAUGUGGAUUGAAAUAUGAAUAUAUGUAAGGCUUCAUGUUCUACUUUUUCUGUAAAGGUUUGAUUGCUGCUUCUCCUGAUUAUCUGUGUACAGCUCCUGUUUGUCCGCAUUGUAGAUCUGUUCGAAAAGGCAUAUUUGUUUUUCAAGCUAAAUGUUUCUGUUGUUGAUUUGAAUUAAAAAUGAUAGAAAGUUGUCUUCUUAAAAUAUCUUA
Molecule: messenger RNA, 1345 nt
Organism: Ruditapes philippinarum (Manila clam)
Lineage: Eukaryota; Metazoa; Mollusca; Bivalvia; Venerida; Veneridae
Product: microphthalmia-associated transcription factor-like
Exons: 5
Coding region: 66-1088 (340 amino acids)
Biological process (GO): regulation of transcription by RNA polymerase II
Cellular component (GO): nucleus
Molecular function (GO): DNA-binding transcription factor activity, RNA polymerase II-specific; RNA polymerase II cis-regulatory region sequence-specific DNA binding; protein dimerization activity
Source: RefSeq, a predicted model, not a curated record